Brassicogethes aeneus is the source of this 1657-nucleotide messenger RNA. The record is from the annotation of a GenBank genome assembly. Lineage: Eukaryota; Metazoa; Arthropoda; Insecta; Coleoptera; Nitidulidae.
UUUUUUCUAACGUUGGUUACAAUGUCAUUUGACAACUAAUUUUGUAAUAAAUAUGUAUUGUUUAUCAAAUGUAAACGUUUAAUUUGCUGACAUAUAUGUAUGCAGUUUUCGGUGUACAUAUAGGUAAUAAAAAUGUUUUUUAACCGCGUGAAAAAUGCAGUAAUAGGUGCAGUUAGUAGUGGUAGCGAACUAAAUGGAUUCGGUAGUGAAAGUUCGAAUUCGGGUAAACAAAACCAACACCAUUUGGCACCCAAAUUUCCUUAUGGCAGGCCUCACUUCUUGCAUUUGGAAGACGACGAAGUUCAAAUGUCAGCUGAUCACAAACUAAGGCCAAUCAUACACCCCAGCAAAUCUCUACCACACCAUACAGGCUAUGCUGAGUGUGUAAAUGCUGGAAAAUCGAAGUGGAAUGAAGAUCAGGCUGUAUAUAGACAGGGCGUUCUUAGCAAAGUAGUAACCGUAGAGAAUGGCAAUCAGACUUCUGCUGCUUCACAAACAUUUUCAAUACCUUAUACGUACUAUGGAAUUUUCGAUGGACAUGCUGGAGUAGGGGCUGCUUUAUGUGCAGCCAAUCAGUUGCACCACAUAUUACAUGAGAAAUUGGUUGAUGCUCAGGAUGAUAUUUGGGCCGAUUUAAGUAAAAAUAAAAAAAAUGGCAAAUCAGCGGAUUCCUUACUAAUGGGCGCUUUAGAAUCCGCUUUUAAUGAAAUGGAUCAAUUAAUAGCUGAAGAUAGAAAUAAGUACCAAGCAGCUGGUGGUUGCACAGCCCUUGUAGCUUUAUUUAUAUUAGGCAAACUAUAUCUAGCAAAUGCUGGCGAUUCUAGAGCAAUCAUAUGUAAGAAUGAAGAAUUUUUGCCCAUCUCCAUGGAUUUCACACCGGAAAAUGAGAGGGAUAGAAUAAGAAAACUGGCCGACGAACAACCUGCACUUUUAGGCACUAAUUUUACAUCUCGCGAAUAUACACAACAGCCAAGAUCAGAUGAUUUGGGCAAAACAAUAAUGUACAGGGAGGCUCACAUGAAGGGCUGGGCUUAUAAAACCCUGCAGCCAGAUGACUUAAAAAUAUCUGUGAUUACUGGGAGUGGCAAAAGGAGCCGUGUAAUGGGCACAAUAGGGGUGACCAGAGGCUUUGGAGACCACGACCUACUAGCAAUAUAUCAAAAAACCCCGAUAAAGCCGUUUUUAUCCCCGCACCCUGAAGUACAAGUUCACAAAAUAGUCAGCAUGGAUGAAAAGGAGGUGUUAGUUAUGGGUACUGAUGGUCUUUGGGACGUUUUAGCCGGCACUAAAGCGGCCGAAAUCGUAUCAAAAUCUAUAAACACUUUUAUGGAGAAGGAGAGAUAUGUAAGUGCGGCAACAUGCCUGGUUGGGUUUGCUAGAGGCACUCUAGCCAAUGAGAAUCAAAUGUGGCACUUGAAAGGUGGAAAACAAGCUUCGUGUGAUGACAUUUCAGUAUUUGUUAUACCUCUGUUACCUUACAAGUUAGAAUUCGAAGAAUUAAUGCAGAAAUAUUUUCCUGAUAAGUAGUUUUAAGUUAAAAGAAAAAGUAUUUUAUUAUAAUGAUUUCAUUCCACUGAGCGAAAAUGUAUAUAUGUGAGAUGUUUUGUAAAGAUGACUUGAUGUAUGGACGCGUUAAGUAAUAAAGUUUUAAUACUCU